AUGCAUCUUUACGAGGCAACAGUUAAGUACAAAGAGAAAGUGCAAGAUUAUUCAUUGUCAUGCGUCAGCAUUGUGAUCAAUGAAAAUGAUAGCAUUGGCAGUUGGGGUAGAAAGAACAAGGGUGAACUUGCUCAGUUGCUCCAUGCUCUUGCUGUCUAUAAAGGCUUACUGCAACUUCUCAACUUACAGGCUGCCCUGCAGACCAAAAGACACAAAAAGAAGAUGUGCACACUGGAAAAGCGAGGUAACAUCUUCGUAUUGACACUAACUGACAAUGAUGAGCACCGGUUACACCCGGUCCUCAUCAACUCCAUCAGUGCUGCUCUCCGCCAGGCCAGAGCAGAAGCCACAGGCCCGUCAGUUUUGAUAACCACAGCACAAGGGAAGUUCUUCUGCAAUGGCUACAACCUUAAUUGGCUCUUACAGGACGCUGCUCGCCGCUCAAAGAUCAUGUGCUCCCUUGUCCAACGACUUGUGGCUGACUUCUUCGCUCUUCCCAUGCCCACCAUCGCUGCCCUCACUGGCCAUGCCUGUGGCGGUGGCUUUGGACUCGCGCUCUGCCAUGACUAUAUUCUAAUGUGGCGUGACAGAGGGUUCCUUUGCAUGAACGAGCUUGAUAUCGGGCGCAAGCUGCCAGCCUGGUUCUUCGCUCUCAUGAAACACAAGAUCGCAUCCCCCUCAGCUCAGCGCGACAUUGCCUUGAGAGCCACUAUGCUGACAGGCGACAUGGCGCUCCAGAAAGGCAUCGUUCACUCGGUUUACAACAGUGCAGAGGAGACCUUUAAAGCAGCUGAACAACUGGGGUUAGAACUGGUGAGCAGAAACUGGAAUGGAAAGAUAUAUGCCGAGAUGAGGACAACCAUGUUUGCCGAGGUACUGCACUUGCUCCAAAACGAUGACACUGCCGAAAACGAGACCGUUGAGAUUGCCUCUCGACUGUAA
Ipomoea triloba (trilobed morning glory) is the source of this 942-nucleotide messenger RNA. Its product is annotated as enoyl-CoA delta isomerase 1, peroxisomal-like. Gene Ontology annotation, molecular function: enoyl-CoA hydratase activity; delta(3)-delta(2)-enoyl-CoA isomerase activity. The record is from RefSeq and is a predicted model, not a curated record. The transcript is spliced from 3 exons. Bases 1 to 942 code for a protein of 313 amino acids. Lineage: Eukaryota; Viridiplantae; Streptophyta; Magnoliopsida; Solanales; Convolvulaceae. Gene Ontology annotation, cellular component: peroxisome. Gene Ontology annotation, biological process: fatty acid beta-oxidation.